Messenger RNA from Aspergillus japonicus CBS 114.51, 1023 nucleotides. RefSeq lists its product as uncharacterized. The record is from RefSeq and is a predicted model, not a curated record. Lineage: Eukaryota; Fungi; Ascomycota; Eurotiomycetes; Eurotiales; Aspergillaceae. The transcript has a single exon. Bases 268 to 1023 code for a protein of 251 amino acids.
CUUACAAUUCAUUCUUUGUACAGUCACCCCCAACUCAAAGCUUAGCACAUAGAUCAUGCAACACCACAAAUAACAUCCGUAGAAUCCUUCACCGGACGGGCGACUUCCUGUAUCUCCGUAGCUCACAAAGCCAAGACGAGUAUCAAAGCUCCUUCCACAAAGCCUUUAUAUAGAUCUCGCUGUGAUCCGUUCUCUGCAGAAUCUCCCAUCUCAACAAGCACUCGGGUAGCACUCAAGCAAGCAACCAUCUCCAUCCCCCCAACCACGAUGCAGGAACCAAGUCCAGACCCAAAGCUGUCGCCCGAGGGCUGCGAAUCCCUCGAGCUUCUGCUCCUCCCCGCUGCAAUGCUCCGCUUGGAUAAUGUUGCUGAAACACUGCCCGGACCGCUACCUCUGGACGAGGAUCCAACCCCAGAGGCACGGGAGGCCCCUCCAGCCAUCACACUGGAACCUCCUCCGCCUGCAUCAUCACUACCCCCGAUCCCAGAGCCCACCCCCGCAACCCCAUCCACGGUGCUGCGCAUCCCCCCCCAGCAUCCCCAAACCCAUCCCCAAGCCCCGACCCCUACCCAAGCCCCCCCUCAUCCCCCUCCUCCGGCCCCAAUCGACCGAACAACAACCCCAGCCCAAACCCCCAGACCAACCCCCCUCCCCCUCUUCCCCCCCGCAAUCCCCGGAAUCACCCUCCUACCAGAAACCCCCGAAGGAUCCAGAGUCGACAUCUGGAUCCGCACCCUCACGCCCUACUUCCCCCAAGCCGCCGGCUUCACCAUCUUCCCCACCAUCAAGGUCUGCCCGCGCACCCACGUCAUGUACGACCUGAUCACCGUGUACGCCGGCCGCACCGGGCCGUACCUCACGACCGUGAUGGGGUACGAUCGUCCGCCCGAGCCGGAUGCCUGGGCGCGCCGCGUGCAGGUGCUGCAGGAUGAGUGGCGGCGCGGGGUGGCGGGGGGGAUGCCGGUUUAUGGGGCCGUUUGGGUGGGGGAUGAGGUGCGGUGGUUUUGUGGGGGUGGGAGCUGA